This is a messenger RNA of Solanum tuberosum (potato), 2146 nucleotides long. Its product is annotated as protein FAR1-RELATED SEQUENCE 6-like. The record is from RefSeq and is a predicted model, not a curated record. Bases 30 to 2042 code for a protein of 670 amino acids. Gene Ontology annotation, biological process: regulation of DNA-templated transcription. NCBI's taxonomy places the organism in Eukaryota, Viridiplantae, Streptophyta, Magnoliopsida, Solanales, Solanaceae. Gene Ontology annotation, molecular function: zinc ion binding. The transcript has 2 exons.
UACACAUACCUUACCUCUACCUUGUGAAGAUGGAGGCAGUUUGUCUUAACAGCGGCCCAGUGUUUGAUGACUGUGAAGAAUAUGAGGAUGGAGAAGACUGUUCUGUGGUGGAGCAUGAUGAUGAAAUUCAUGAAAAUGAUUCAAAGAAAGAGCCCCCACAACCCACAGUCGGUCUGGAAUUUGGGUCUUUUGAUGAAGCAUAUGAUUUUUAUAACAUGUAUGGUAAGGAACAAGGAUUUGGUGUUAGAGUGAGCAACUCCUGGUUUAGAUCAAAAAGGAAAGAAAGGUAUAGAGCAAAACUUAGCUGCAGUAACGCAGGUUUCAAGAAGAAAAGUGGAGCAAAUCACCCUAGGCCAGAAACAAGAACUGGUUGUCCUGCAAUGCUAGUAAUUAAGCUUGUGGACUCAAAAAGAUGGAGAAUUGUUGAAGUUGUGCUUCAGCAUAAUCAUACAGUAAGCCCAGAGAUCAGACGGUUCUAUAAGUCUCACAAAAAAAUGAUUCUUGCUUCCAAAAAGCAGCAGGAAUCGACACCUGUUACAGAAGUGCAUACAAUUAAGUUAUACCGCACAUCUAUUGAUGCUGCUUAUAAUGGAUCCCAAGAAGUCGAGGAAACAAAUAGUGGGCUUCCUGUUGAUACCUCAAAGCAUUUGGAGCUUAAAGAGGGGGAUGCGCAUGCACUGUAUAAUUAUUUUUGUCGUAUGAAAUUGACAAAUCCAAACUUCUUUUAUCUGAUGGAUCUUGAUGAUGAAGGAUGCCUGAGAAAUGUGUUCUGGGCUGAUGCUAGGUCUAGGGCUGCUUUCAACUCCUUUUCUGAUGCAGUUGCAAUUGAUACAACAAGCUUGAGAAACAAAUAUGAAAUUCCUCUAAUUUCUUUUGUCGGAUUAAACAAUCAUGGGCAACCUGUUUUGCUGGGAUGUGGUUUUCUUGGACAUGAUUCAGCAGAGUACUUUAUUUGGAUGUUGAAAUCAUGGCAAACAUGUAUGCUGGGGAGACAUCCACAAGUUAUUCUAACUGAUCAGUCAAAAUCAUUGCAAAUUGCAGUUUCUAAGGUUUUCCCUCAAGCUUGUCAUUGUUAUUGUUUGUCAUAUAUCAUGCAGCGAGUUCCUGAGAAGUUGGGAGGAUUGAAGGGGUAUGAGUCUAUCAAGAUGCAACUGUAUAAAGCAGUUUAUAAUUCUUUGAAGAUCACCGAAUUUGAAAGUUCUUGGGGACAGAUGAUAAAUCAGCAUGGACUCAAGGACAAUAAAUGGCUUCAAUCAUUGUACGAAGAUCGUGAAAAAUGGGUACCAGUCUACUUAAAAGAUAUUUCCUUCAUGGGAAUCAUGCCAAUAAAGGAAAACGAGAGUUUGGAUUCAUUUUUUGAUGGUUAUGUACAUAAACACACUUCAUUCAAAGAAUUUGUUGAUAAGUAUGAUCUAGCCCUGCAAAGGAAAUACCUGAAAGAAGCAAUGGCUGAUAUGGAGUCGAGAAGUUCAAGCUUUGAACUGAAAACAACAUGCAAAUUUGAGCAGCAACUCUCACGGAUAUUCACAAAGGAAAUAUUCAAGAAGUUCCAAAAAGAAGUUGAGGAAAUGCGUUCUUGCUUUAACACAAGACAUGUAAACAUUAACGGGCCAAUAAUGACAUUUGCUGUCGAAGAAAGAGUAGAAUCCGAAGGAAGUGAGAAGGAGAUCAGGCAGUUUGAGGUUCUCUAUGAGACGACACAAGUAGAAGUACGCUGUAUUUGCAGUUUGUUCAACUUUAAAGGAUACUUAUGCAGACAUGCAUUGAAUGUACUGAAUUAUAAUGGUGUAGAAGAUAUUCCAUCACAAUACAUCCUGCCGCGUUGGGAUAAAGAUUACAAACGUAAGACUCCAGUAGAUUCUGUCCUUAGUCAUGUUGAUGUGAAUAAUCCUGUGGAAUUAUAUAAUCAUCUACAUAAACAUGUCAUGCAAGUUGUUGAAGAAGGGGCUCAAUCUGAAGAGCAUUACAUGGCGGUUCUUCAAGAAUUAGAAGCUUUAUUGAACAGGUUUUCCCUUAUAGAUGACAAUUUGGUUUCACUGUAAUAUUUGACAUGUAACAUUCAAUGCAGAAUUAUAGUGCAUCUUUGUACAGAAUAUAUAUCACACGUCUUGAUAUAAGGAUGGAAUUGUGGUACUUUGAAAUUGCA